Molecule: messenger RNA, 1023 nt
Organism: Habropoda laboriosa
Lineage: Eukaryota; Metazoa; Arthropoda; Insecta; Hymenoptera; Apidae
Gene: fbp
Product: fructose-1,6-bisphosphatase 1
Exons: 4
Coding region: 1-1023 (340 amino acids)
Biological process (GO): fructose 1,6-bisphosphate metabolic process; fructose metabolic process; gluconeogenesis
Cellular component (GO): cytoplasm; cytosol
Molecular function (GO): fructose 1,6-bisphosphate 1-phosphatase activity
Source: RefSeq, a predicted model, not a curated record
AUGGCUUCGAAAAGUCACUCCUUUGAUUCUGAUUGUAUGACGCUGACAAGAUUUGUUCUCGCCGAGCAACGAAAAAUACCAACCGCUACGGGAGAUCUAAGUCAACUUCUAAAUAGCAUACAAACCGCUGUAAAGGCGGUUAGUUCAGCGGUUAGAAAAGCCGGUAUUGCAAAUAUGUAUGGAGUAGCCGGAAGUCAGAACGUUCAAGGAGAAGACGUUAAAAAGUUAGACGUAUUGAGCAAUGAGGUAUUCAUAAAUAUGCUGAAAUCUUCAUUUACAACCUGUCUUCUUGUGAGCGAAGAGAAUUCGAAUGUGAUUGAAGUGGAGACUGAAAAGAGCGGAAAGUACAUAGUGUGCUUCGAUCCUUUGGACGGAUCCUCUAAUAUCGACUGUUUAGUGUCAGUCGGUUCAAUUUUUGGUAUUUAUAAGAAACCGAACGAAUCGCGAGAACCUAUGGCGGCAAAUGCCCUUCAACCUGGUAAGAAUUUGGUCGCCGCUGGAUAUGCACUUUAUGGUUCUGCAACUAUGAUUGUACUCUCGAUCGGUCACGGAGUGAAUGGUUUUACCUAUGAUCCAUCGAUCGGAGUAUUUAUUUUGACCGAAAAAAACAUACGCGUACCAUCUAGAGGGGAUAUCUACAGUGUUAACGAAGGCCACGAGGGUGCUUGGAAUGCAGCUAUCAAAGAUUAUAUUCGUUCAAAGAAAUAUCCUGAAAAUGGGAAACCAUAUAGCGCAAGGUAUGUGGGCUCCAUGGUCGCUGACGUACACAGGACAAUAAAGUAUGGAGGAAUAUUUUUGUAUCCGGCGACCAACAGUCAUCCAAGUGGCAAGCUCCGGCUUUUGUACGAAUGUAUACCGAUGGCUUAUAUACUAAAAGAAGCUGGCGGUUUAGCAUCGAACGGUGAAAUUGAUAUUUUGGAGGUUAUCCCCGAGAACAUUCAUCAAAGGUCUCCGAUAUUUCUAGGUUCGCGAGAAGAUGUGCAAGAAGUUUUACAGUACAUUCAGAAAUACAAAAAGUCGUAA